AUGGCUUGCAUCAAACCGGAAACGCUAGACCCACAGAUCCUCAGACGGCACAAUCUCAACACCUCCGUCUGUAACUGGAUCCUGGACUUCCUGACGGGCCACCCCCCAGGUGGUAAAGGUUGUUCCAGUGGUGUGGUGCUGUGUUCAGGUAAAGGUUGUUCUAGUGGUGUGGUGCUGUGUUCAGGUAAAGGUUGUUCUAGUGGUGUGGUGCUGUGUUCAGGUAAAGGUUGUUCCAGUGGUGUGGUGCUGUGUUCAGGUAAAGGUUGUUCUAGUGGUGUGGUGCUGUGUUCAGGUAAAGGUUGUUCUAGUGGUGUGGUGCUGUGUUCAGGUAAAGGUUGUUCUAGUGGUGUGGUGCUGUGUUCAGGUAAAGGUUGUUCUAGUGGUGUGGUGCUGUGUUCAGGUAAAGUUUGUUCAGGUAAAGGUUGUUCCAGUGGUGUGGUGCUGUGUUCAGGUAAAGGUUGUUCCAGUGGUGUGGUGCUGUGUUCAGGUAAAGUUUGUUCAGGUAAAGGUUGUUCCAGUGGUGUGGUGCUGUGUUCAGGUAAAGGUUGUUCUAGUGGUGUGGUGCUGUGUUCAGGUAAAGGUUGUUCUAGUGGUAUGGUGCUGUGUUCAGGUAAAGGUUGUUCUAGUGGUGUGGUGCUGUGUUCAGGUAAAGGUUGUUCUAGUGGUGUGGUGCUGUGUUCAGGUAAAGGUUGUUCUAGUGGUGUGGUGCUGUGCUGUGUUCAGGCUGUAGAGUGUCACAAUGCUGGGUGCUCCUGCCAGGCUGUAGAGUGUCACAAUGCUGAGUGCUCCUGCCAGGCUGUAGAGUGUCACAAUGCUGAGUGCUCCUGCCAGGCUGUAGAGUGUCACAAUGCUGAGUGCUCCUGCCAGGCUGUAGAGUGUCACAAUGCUGAGUGCUCCUGCCAGGCUGUAGAGUGUCACAAUGCUGAGUGCUCCUGCCAGGCUGUAGAGUGUCACAAUGCUGAGUGCUCCUGCCAGGCUGUAGAGUGUCACAAUGCUGAGUGCUCCUGCCAGGCUGUAGAGUGUCACAAUGCUGAGUGCUCCUGCCAGGCUGUAGAGUGUCACAAUGCUGAGUGCUCCUGCCAGGCUGUAGAGUGUCACAAUGCUGAGUGCUCCUGCCAGGUUGUAGAGUGUCACAAUGCUGGGUGCUCCUGCCAGGCUGUAGAGUGUCACAAUGCUGAGUGCUCCUGCCAGGUUGUAGAGUGUCACAAUGCUGAGUGCUCCUGCCAGGCUGUAGAGUGUCACAAUGCUGAGUGCUCCUGCCAGGCUUGCUGUGAACUGCUUUUUAGUAUCAAGUACGUCAUCCUGAGAAGUCAUCAGACAUUCCAGGAUAAAAUAGUGUGA
Oncorhynchus nerka (sockeye salmon) is the source of this 1341-nucleotide messenger RNA. Its product is annotated as keratin-associated protein 5-5-like. The record is from RefSeq and is a predicted model, not a curated record. The coding region runs from base 1 to 1341 and encodes 446 amino acids. NCBI's taxonomy places the organism in Eukaryota, Metazoa, Chordata, Actinopteri, Salmoniformes, Salmonidae. The transcript is spliced from 8 exons.